AUGAGUAAAGGAUCUGAAGAAAAAUGGGCUUGUGAAAUUUGUACUUAUGAAAACUGGCCUUCAAGUUUAAAAUGUACAAUGUGUCGUUCGAAAAAACCCCUUUUCGGAGAAGACAUAUACAAAUUAAGGGAAAAGAGGCAGGAGAAAAAUAUCUUGAAAAUAGAUACUGAAGGUUAUUUAGAAAAUGGGAAAAAAACUAGGGGAUCAGAUAGCAGAAGAGAUGUUAACAUGCAUGGAGCCAGAGCUGUCACACCGGAAGUACUUACUAAUUCAACUUGGCCAUGCUCCGUUUGUACAUUUUUAAAUUCGGAAAAUUUAUUAAAUUGCUUACAAUGUGACACUCCGAGAAGUGCGAAAAUAAGCAAAAACACCACCAGCCCAAAUUCUGAUAUUGAAAAAACCAAAGUUAUAUAUAAAAAUUCAAAUUAUUCUAGAGUUGAAAAUGAAAGUAAUGUUAGAAAAUUAUCAAAGUCUAAUUCUCAAAACUUAAGUUUUUUAUCAAAUUCAGAUAAAAUAUCUAUAACAAAGUCAAAUUCGCAAAACAUGUUGGAAGGCAAGGAUAGAAAUAAAUUGUACAAAGUUAAUUCAAAUAAUAAAAGUCCGGAGAGAAGUCCACCGAAUCUAGAGAGAAACAACAGCCCUCAAAAUGUAAUUAUUCAAAGAGAAACAGAUUUAGUUGAUUCCAAUAUACUGUCUGACAGAUUAGAUAAGAGUCCAAGCAGUAGAAACAACAAAAAAAAUCAAAGUCAAAGUAAAUAUAACUCUAUUAAUGAAGAUGUCGAAACUACCAUACAUGCAACCAAAAUUAAUUCAUCCGUAGGUCUCAACACUCAAGCCAAUCAUUUAAAUCGAGGUCAAAUGUCUUCCACCCAAAAGUGGUCAUGCCCUCAUUGUACUUACGAAAAUUGGCCGAAAUCUGGAAAAUGUAUAAUGUGUGGGCUCGGUAACAAUCCACAUCCGAUACAGGCUGCCAAGAGUUCGCCUACAGACAGUCCAGAUUGUGAUUCUGCCCGAGGAGGUUGCACUCCUUUAGUCAAUGAAGAAAAUUACAAUAUGACUUCUAUAAGAAGAUCAAAUUCUAAGAGGUUUGAAUCAUCAGAGAUUAAUUCAAAUCCUCAACAACAAUCACCGAAUAACUGCGAAUAUGAGCGAAGGCUUAGACUUUCAAGGCAAGCCGAUUGGAGUUGGUUAGAUGCAUGUAUAGGUGUUGUGGAAGGAGAUCCAAAUCCUGUGGAAGCGUACCUUAAUUCCGGAGGGAAUCCAGCUAGGUUUCUUACACCAAAUGAGAUAGCCAUUCUUAAUAGACCGAGUGCUUUUGAUGCUGGACAUACUUUAGUUCAUUUAGCUAUAAGAUUUCAUCGAGAAGAUAUGCUAGCUACUUUGCUAUCACAAAUAGAAGGAAGUGGUUCGGGGGUUAAAAGAGUACCCUCUUACGUGGCCCCCGAUUUGGCUGCUGAUAUCAGAAGACACAUUAGUUCUACCCUCAGGCAAAGAAAGGGAAGUUUUCCUUGCUAUUUUGUAACCGAAUCUGCUACAUUUGCACUGCCAGCAGAAGUCGAAGAUUUAUCUACACCAAUUCAAGAUCAAUUAUUCGAAGAAUUAUUAGACAAAGAAGUACAAAGUCAACUAGAAAGUGAUCCUCCUGUGUUAAACUGGUCUUUAGAAAUUACGGUGAGAUUAGGAUCUAGGUUAUAUGCCUUAUGGAAUCGCAGCGCUGGAGACUGUUUACUAGAUUCCGCGAUGCAAGCUACUUGGGGAGUUUUCGAUCGUGAAAAUGUUUUAAGAAGAGCUUUAGCCGAUAGUCUUCAUCAAGGAGGUCAUCUAUUUUAUCCAAGAUGGAAAGAAUACGAAUCGUCUCAGGCUUCUCUCCUUCAUUUCACAAUGGAUGAAACUCAAUACGAAGAAGAUUGGGCUGGUCUUCUUAGUUUAGCCAGCCAGCCCGGUGCCAGUCUCGAUCAAUUGCACGUAUUUGCUUUAUCACACAUUCUUAGAAGACCCAUCAUCGUGUACGGCGUCAAAUACGUCAAAAGUUUUCGAGGAGAAACUUUAGGUUUAGCUAGAUUCGAAGGUGUUUACUUGCCUUUGCUAUGGGAACCAUCUUUCUGCAUUCGGUCUCCGCUUGCUUUAGGUUACACGAGAGGCCAUUUUUCAGCUUUGGUACCCUUGGAACCAUAUAGUAGAUUAAACGGCACUGCUAGUCUUUCCGCUGCUAACAAUAUUAAUGACAAUAGCGAUCACUUGCAAGUCACGUUCCUACCUCUCAUGGACCGAGACAGAAAAAUGCUCCCCGUUCAUUUUUUAACUCAAAAUGAAAGAAGAAUAUAUAUUAAGACAAUGGUUGGAUGUGUGCGUCACCGAGGGAGGAAUAACCGUGCGCAGCAAAAGCUUCAUAAAAGACCUUUAUUAGUAGCUCAAAUGUUAGAAGAAUGGCUUUAUCAUUAUAGAAGACUAGAGUGA
Molecule: messenger RNA, 2457 nt
Organism: Pediculus humanus corporis (human body louse)
Lineage: Eukaryota; Metazoa; Arthropoda; Insecta; Psocodea; Pediculidae
Exons: 9
Coding region: 1-2457 (818 amino acids)
Biological process (GO): protein deubiquitination involved in ubiquitin-dependent protein catabolic process; cell migration; cytoskeleton organization
Cellular component (GO): cytoplasm; nucleus
Molecular function (GO): K63-linked polyubiquitin modification-dependent protein binding; cysteine-type deubiquitinase activity
Source: RefSeq, a predicted model, not a curated record